Messenger RNA from Phaedon cochleariae (mustard beetle), 806 nucleotides. NCBI's taxonomy places the organism in Eukaryota, Metazoa, Arthropoda, Insecta, Coleoptera, Chrysomelidae. The record is from the annotation of a GenBank genome assembly.
AUGGAGGGAGGAGAAUCCCCCUUAGACGUUCUUUCAAGAGCAGCCACGAUGGUGCAGGAAAAUCAAACGCUGUCUUCAUCCGGCAUGGACCCCGAAUUUCUGCAGGAUAUUUGGAGGGCGUCGUUGAUUAUGAGGGCCCAGGAAAAUUUUGAAGUGGAGAAGAAGGACGUAUUUUGGCAGCCGUGGUUGGAUAAAGACGACUCGACGAAACCCUACACGAAACAAACGCCGCGAUGGAAGCGCGAGCGGCGCCCCCGCCCCCCGGACUACCCCCGCAAGUCCUCCCCGGCCGCCCCAUCGCCGUCGUCGCCGCCCCCCGCCGAGGCGCCUCUCGAUAUGAGCGUGAGGCAGCGCGGGCUGCCGCCCUCGUACGCGCAGACCAUCAGCAGCCCCUGCUACCGCGCUGGCUACAGGCCGCCCCUGGUCAAGACAACAAGAGACGAGCUGCCCUCAGGUAUUUCGAUGUGCGACCCGAUAAUCGACGAGCACUUCCGACGAUCUCUCGGCAGCGACUAUCACGCCGUCUUCCAGAACAUCGACCCGCCCAAAGAGAGGGCGCCCUCUCCGCGGCCCAUCUCGCCCCCCAAGAGCCCCGAGUCCCCCCGGAUGCCCCCCGUCAUAGAGCUGAUGGACAGCUCGGGGAUGUCGGUGGACGAACACUUCGCCAAAGCGCUCGGCGACACCUGGACCAAGCUGAACAGGAAGGAUCCGGAGAUCAAGACUGGCGCGAGCGGAAACGGCCUGGUGUCUACAUAAAUGUCGUACGACAUUUUGUGGCUGUCGUUCGAUUAUUGGUUUCCUUGUGA